Xylaria bambusicola is the source of this 1224-nucleotide messenger RNA. RefSeq lists its product as uncharacterized. NCBI's taxonomy places the organism in Eukaryota, Fungi, Ascomycota, Sordariomycetes, Xylariales, Xylariaceae. The coding region runs from base 135 to 1163 and encodes 342 amino acids. Gene Ontology annotation, molecular function: arylformamidase activity. The transcript has 4 exons. The record is from RefSeq and is a predicted model, not a curated record.
AGUCAUUACUGGUGAUUGAAACUCACUCACAUCGACAGACCAGAGUGAAUGCUCCUGGGCUUUCUUGCGUGGAAAAGCAGAUUCGGAUCGGAUACGUUCGAAUUUAUGACAUAAUACGUACUGUCAAGAUCGAAAUGGCGCCCCCAGUCCCCGGCUUCAAGCUCAACGCCAACGGCGUGCCGGAUUUCGACGCCCUUCCUCUUCGCGAGGGAGAUCCGCGCCGGGCUGCGUGGGGCUUGUAUGGCGAUCAAGACGAGCUUGGGUUUCUGAACCGGCUUACGGAUGAGAGGGUUGCGGCUGCGGCUAAGGGGGAGAUCAAGUCUGGGAAGAGAAUCUCUCUAAACUGGCCCCUAGACGCCCAGACACACGGCAAGACCUUCUUCCAGCGCGCCGCGCUGCACAGGGAACUCUUCGCCAAGGCCCCGCGGACAGUCAACGACGACGUCUGGACGUUCAACACGCAGGUCUCGACGCAGUGGGACGGCCUGCGCCACUUCGGAUACCAGGACGCCAAGCUCUUUUAUAAUGGUGUGUGCCAGGAGGAUAUCCAUGCUGUUGAUGAUAAGACUGGGGAGAGGAGUACGGUUUUGGGGAUCCAGGCCUGGGCCGAGCAAGGUAUCGUGGGCCGUGGUGUCUUGAUAGAUUACCAUGGCUGGCGGACAUCAGAUGAAGGACGGAAACACUCGAAGCUCAAGGACUACGAUUCUUUCGCAUGUGAUUCUAUCCCGCUUGAGGAUCUGCAGACGUGCUUGAAGGCACAGGGCACGGAACUCAAGUUUGGCGAUAUCUUGUUUAUUCGCUCUGGCUUCAUGGCAUCCCUAGCCACCAAGACCGAAGACGAACUCGCCGCCUGCCGCGCCGUCGUCCCGCAUCACUUCGGCGGCGUCGAGCAGUCAGAGGAUGUGCUGAGGUGGAUCUGGGAUCACUUCGCCGCCGUCGCGGGCGAUCAGCCGUCCUUCGAGUGCUGGCCCUCGAAGGAGUCGUACCAUCUGCACGAGGUGCUCCUCGCUGGCUGGGGCUGCCCCAUCGGCGAACUGUUCGAUCUGGAGAAGCUCGCCGAGCAAUGCCGGAAAGAGGGCCGUUGGUCGUUCUUCGUUAGCAGUGAGCCGUGUAAUGUACCCGGAGGCGUGGCGAGUCCACCGAAUGUGUUAGCUAUAUUUUAGGAUAAGUAGGGGUUCGGGGGUGCAUUUGUUGGAGAUUGGGUUUGGGGGUGUGUGAAAAUCU